AUGGGAUCGGUAGUUUGUACAAAUAAAAAAAGUCCACCUAGCACUUUAUUAUCUGAUGUUCCAAAUCCUUUUUUAGUUGAUGAAAAUCGUAUGGAAGUUAAGGAUAAUAAUGAUAAAUAUUUUGAUGAAGGAGAGUUAAAAGAAUUUGAAAACCAAUAAUUUUAAGUUUAAAAAAUGGUGAAUAAAUGUAUUAAGUAUAUUUAAAAUAAUUAAUUAAGAUGGCAGUCAUUAAAUCAUUAUUUAGGAUCUGGCUCAUUUGGUUCUGUUGAAUUAGGAAAAGAUAUUGAAAAUGGAUAAUUUAUAGCAGUGAAACAAUUAUCGAUAAAAGGAUACAAUCCUAAAUAAAUUUAGACUGUAUGUAUUCAAUUUUGAAGUAGUUAGAAAAUUGAUUAAUUUGAAUAAGAAAUAUUAGUACUAUCUAAAUUAGAUCAUCCAAACAUUGUUAAAUAUUUAGGAAUGGAAUAAACUUAGAAUCAUAUCAAUUUAUUUCUUGAACAUGUAUCUGGAGGUUCAAUUAAAUCAUUACUAGAAAGGUAUGGUAAAUUCCCAGAGAAUUUAGUCUAGGUCUAUACUAAACAAAUAUUAUAAGGAAUUGAAUAUUUACACAAACAUGGAAUUAUACAUAGAGAUAUUAAAGGAGCUAAUAUUCUAGUUGAUUCAACUGGAAUUUGUAAAUUAGCUGAUUUUGGAUCUAGUAAAAGAUUAUCAUUUGCCAAAGAAGAGUGUAAGACUUUUACAGGAACACCUAAUUGGAUGGCACCUGAAGUUAUUAAUGGAAAAGGUCAUGGAAGAUUUGCAGAUAUAUGGUCUUUAGGAUGCACAAUUAUUGAAAUGCUUACUGGAAAACCUCCAUGGUGUGAUGAAACUAAAAAUUAAUAUCAAAUCAUUAUGGAAGUUAUGAAAGGAUCUCCUCCAAACAUACCUUCUCAUUUAAGUUCUUCAAUUAAAGAAUUUUUAUCACAUUGCUUUUAGUAUUAAUGAUAAAAUAAUAAAUAUAGAUAAGAACCACAUAAGAGAUGGAAUGUUAUAAAAUUAUUAAAUCAUCCGUUUAUUCCAAAUACUAGCAAUACUACUUUCUCUGUUGAUAUUAGUAAUAUGUUUAAACCACUACAAAAAUAAAUAAAUUGA
Molecule: messenger RNA, 1128 nt
Organism: Paramecium sonneborni
Lineage: Eukaryota; Ciliophora; Oligohymenophorea; Peniculida; Parameciidae
Source: the annotation of a GenBank genome assembly